Molecule: messenger RNA, 3214 nt
Organism: Monodelphis domestica (gray short-tailed opossum)
Lineage: Eukaryota; Metazoa; Chordata; Mammalia; Didelphimorphia; Didelphidae
Source: RefSeq, a predicted model, not a curated record
UGGGCGAGCUUUGAUAUGAUUGGUUCUUCCUUCUCGCGGCCCUUUCUCUCUCCUGCUGCUCGAGGAGCCGGCCGCCACCAUGGUGAGUCUUCCUGGGUUCUAGACGCCAUCCGUCUCGCAUCCGCGCCAUCCCUCGGCUCGGCUCUCGACUCUCUUCUCAGCCCGUCUUCUGGAAGCCUCUUGUCCGCUCCGAUGUUGAAACUAGCCGGGAACCGCGCUCCAAGAGCGAAUGACACUGUAACCAUCAGAACCAGGAAGUUUAUGACAAACAGACUUCUGCAACGUAAACAGAUGGUCAUAGAUGUUCUUCAUCCUGGAAAGGCCACAGUACCCAAGACUGAAAUUAGAGAAAAAUUGGCCAAGAUGUACAAAACAACUCCAGAUGUCAUUUUUGUCUUUGGAUUCAGAACCCAUUUUGGUGGUGGCAAAACAACAGGCUUUGGCAUGAUUUAUGAUUCCCUUGACUAUGCAAAGAAAAAUGAACCAAAGCACAGACUUGCAAGGCAUGGUCUGUAUGAGAAGAAAAAGACAUCAAGAAAGCAGCGAAAGGAACGAAAAAACAGAAUGAAGAAAGUCAGGGGUACUGCAAAGGCAAACGUCGGUGCUGGCAAAAAGGUAGAGUAUAUUGAGGGAAGAACUCUAAUGUAAAAAAUUGAAUUUUAGAAGGGAGGGUUUUUUUCAUUGAAUAAUCUUUUUUACUAUUUUCCUCCUACUUUUUCUGGAUAACAGAAGGUAAUAUUUUUUAAGAAGCUACACAGUAGAAUGCCUUUUGGUAGCUUAGCUUUGCUACGUUAUAAAUUGGUGGUUUGGAUUCUACGUUGGUUCACUUAUAUUGAAAUUUGAAUCAAAAAAGCCUUCCUCAUUUAUGUCCUGUUUAUGCAGUGAUCAUCAAGGGCUGGCAGCACUUGUUCUUUAGGACUUAAUCAGGUCUUUAAAAUUGCUGCCUGCCCAAGAAACAAUAUAUUUGAAUCAGCGUGAUGCCUACCUCCUUAGAAGGGCUGGAGAAAUAGUCCUUGUAUUUAGUUUGCUAGGUUACUUUUCAGUUCCCCAUGAAAUCAUAAUGUCUCUUGCUGAUAGCUUUAUAAUAUUUCCCUAAGCAAAGUCCAAGUGAUAAUGGUGGGUUGUUAAAGGGUUAAACAAGUGCUUCUGCAACAUUUAGUGGUAACCUUUUCUUUUGCCUUCCUUUCAUACUUUCUUGGAUUUCUUGUUCAUCAGAAAUGAAGUGUCUGGCAGGUACUGAAUUUGAACACAGCGUGAUGAUUGUAGAGACUGCAUCACACUUAAAUUUUGUUUCUGCUUUGCAUGUCUGCUUUGGACUUUGGAGUUGUAUGGUAUUCUGUAGUGCAGAAUACCAUGCUUUAGAACAAGAACAGUUAAUGACCAAAGAAAUAGGAACUGAUUAUCUUUGUUCCUGAAAUGCAUGUUAUUUUGGGAAUAAUCCAGUGGAGGAUGGGGUGGUGCCUCAGGAUGACUGCUUUUUAAUUUUCACUUGGGGAAAUGUGUUAAAGAAUUAUUUUUUUGUCCAUUUAAGUUGUCAACAUUUUAAGUGGCCUACCACAAAGGAAAUAUAUAGUGAUUAUUUUUGAGUUGCUUUCCAAAUAGAAAAGCAACUUUUUGUCAAUAAUGUUUUUUCUUGUAUCUUACCAACCUUUCUCACCUUGUCCAGUUAAUUUCAGGUGUCUCUUAUGGAAAGAGAAAUCUAGUACAUAGAAGGUUUUUUUUAAAGUUUAUUGUGAAAGUGUUCUUACUCCAAUAUAAGUUGGAGUUUGGCAAAUAUUUGUACAUCCUUGGUUGUUGAUAAAAUUUAAAAAUCAAUCCUAUAGACAAUCCUCAACAUUAAGGAUGCCUUUGUGUUUAAUUUCUUGGUGACAUCGAAUAAGGAACAAUGAGCAUUUUGAAAUACAGUUCCUAGUGCUUCAUUUUCUUCAAAAAAGAUAAAAGCCAGGAAUGGAAAAACAUUAAGUCAUAAUUAGCUCCUUUAAUUAAUAAGAUUGAAAGAUUUAACACGUUGGUUUAUCUUUCCCAUUCAGAUGGCUAGCUCAAUUGUGCUAACAUUUUGUCAGAAAGAUUACAUGAUUUCUGCUAUCAGUGUCCAUUUGUUUACAUUGAUAGAGAAGUUAGAGAUCAGGGACAACUCAGUUAUUAGUGAACUCAAUAUGAAAGACUUUAGAAAGCACCUAUACCAAUUUUUAAAAGAGUAGUCCUAGAAUUUUACCUUGAACAGCUAAAUUCUGUUUUUGCUGUUUUUUCCCUCUAGGUAUGUCAGUUAAAAUCUUUUGAAGGGAAAUUGCAUGAGAAUGUAAAUGUAACUCCAAGUUCAGUGUGCUAUAAUUUAUUGUUCUGGUCCUCAAGUCAGUUUGUAUUGUUGGCCAUAGAAUGUUGCCUAGAGUACUUGCACUUGGUCUAAACCAGCAUCGGAUUUAGUAGUCCAGGUUAUCAUGGUUUCUAGGUAUAAUGAAUGAGCUUUCAUUUGAGAUGAUCAAUCACUACCCUAUUUAUGUAGAAUCGAGUGGUGAUUGGUACUGUCUUCCCACAAGUGGUAAGAUUAAAAUCAUUGUCUAGAAGUAUUAACUGAUGUGAGUGCUAUAUGAAAAGCUAAAGAAAAUUAAGGUAUUUGAUUGCAUGCACUUACAUGCAAAUCAUUUUGUUUUUGGAGUUUGAAAGUAACUAUUAAUGACACUUUUCUUUCCUUUAUCUUUCUCCCUCCUGCUGCCACUGAUUCAGUGAGCUGGAGAUUUCAUAACAGGUAUAAUUCAAGCUUUUUGUUUAGAUGAGUAGUCUUUUUAGUAACUGAUAUGCCAGUUUAGAGAAGCAUGUGCAUUAGGAAGUAGAUAUAGAAAUGUUUUUUUUUUAAGCACCCUUAUAGCAUUUUUUUUAUCAUAGCAUCUUUUUUUUUUUGGAUCUUAACAUUCAAAACUAAACCUUUAUAGUUAAAAAAUAAAAACCAUAGAUUGUAGCUUAUUAAAAUUAACAUUUAUUUAACUGUUAUACAUUGAACAUUGACCAAAAUAACCAUGUUCUUGAUUUACUAAUAAAUCAUGUUUUGCAUGGAUAUUUGAUUUGAUUGUCAGCUUGAAAUCUUAGUAACUGACUUUAGUAUAUUUUACUUUUUAUUUACAGAAGGAAUAAAUGGCACACACUAUGGAUGGUGUUUAUCCGUGAAGAUAAUAUGGAUUUUUUCAUCAGGGUACAAAUAAACCUUGUAAAAACUUCA